Messenger RNA from Haliaeetus leucocephalus (bald eagle), 1694 nucleotides. It is a transcript of the gene TXNIP, whose product is annotated as thioredoxin interacting protein. Bases 233 to 1405 code for a protein of 390 amino acids. The record is from RefSeq and is a predicted model, not a curated record. The transcript has 8 exons. Gene Ontology annotation, molecular function: ubiquitin protein ligase binding. Lineage: Eukaryota; Metazoa; Chordata; Aves; Accipitriformes; Accipitridae. Gene Ontology annotation, cellular component: cytoplasm. Gene Ontology annotation, biological process: protein transport.
GGCCGCUCUCAAAGCGUUGAGGGCAGCGGCGGUGCGGUGCGUCCGUGUUGCGGAGCGGCCCCGCUUAUUUCCCCCUUCCUUCCAAGCGCUAGGAGGCGAGGGCUUAGACUGCGCUUUUUGACUAAAAUCGGCUUAUUUCAGGGUUGUUUUUUCCUCUUCAGAGGGGGAAAAAACCCCGCGGUUCUUGCCCUCGCUGCUUUCUCAAGACCUUUCCCCCACACUCACCUCAGCCAUGGUGAUGUUCAAGAAGGUGAAGGCCUUCGUGAUGGCCUUCAGCGAGCCCGAGAAGGUCUACUGCAGCGGGGAGAAAGUGGCUGGGCGCAUCUUGGUGGAGGUGGCCGAGGUCACUCGCGUCAGUGCCGUCAGGGUGCUGGCCUGCGGGGUGGCCAAAGUCAACUGGGCCAAGGGCCCCCAGCAGUGCAAGCAGGAGAUGGAGUACCUGCGCUUUGAGGAUGUCCUCACGCUGGAGGAGCAGCCCACUGAUGGGGACGGCUCUGUAAUCCUGAGACCCGGGAACAAAUACGAGUACAAAUUCGGAUUCGAGCUUCCCCAGGGGCCUCUGGGUACCACCUUCAAGGGAAAGUAUGGCUGCGUGGAUUAUUGGGUGAAGGCCUUCCUGGAGCGCCCGUCCUUUCCCACUCAGGAGAUAAAGAAGUGCUUCGAGGUUAUGGAUCCUGUCGACGUGAACACCCCAGAAUUGCUGUCUCCGGUUGCUGCCAAGAAGGAGAAGAAGGUGUCUUGUAUGUUCAUUCCUGAUGGACGUGUGUCAGUCAGCGCUCAAAUCGACAGGAAAGGAUUUUGUGAAGGUGAUGAGAUCUGCAUCAACGCCGACUUCGAGAACACUUGCUCCCGCAUUGUGGUGCCCAAAGCAGCCAUCAUCGCCAAGCACACCUACCUGGCCAAUGGGCAGACCAAGGUCUUCACCCAAAAACUCUCCUGUGUCCGAGGCAACCACAUCAUCUCGGGCAUGUCCGAGUCCUGGCGGGGCAAGACCAUCCGUGUCAAGAAGCUCAAACCAUCUAUCUUGGGCUGCAACAUCCUGCGUGUGGAGUAUUUCUUGCAGAUCUACGUCAGCGUCCCAGGCUCCAAGAAGAUCAUCUUGGAGCUGCCCCUCGUCAUUGGCAGCCGCUCGGGCUUUGGUAGCCGCAGCUCCAGCAUGGCUAGUCAGGCCAGCUCCGAAAUGAGCUGGGUGGAUUUGAACCUCCCUGAUGCUCCAGAAGCACCCCCGUGCUACCUGGAUAUCGUUCCUGAAGACCACCGCCUGGAGAGCCCCACCACUCCGCUCCUGGAUGAUCCCGACAGCUUUGACAGCCCCAUUUUCAUGUACGCUCCGGAGUUCAAGUUCAUGCCACCGCCCACCUACACAGAGGUGGACCCCUGCAUCGCGAACAACAAUGUGCAGUGAGUGCCGAGUCAAAGGUUGUUAACUCUCCUGCUUUUUCUGGACUCGCAAUCCGCUGUGGACACCUUGCAGCAGCACGGACCUCGGCUUGAAGAGCCCCACUGCAGGAGGAGCGGCCGCUCGCACGGCAGACGCGGCUCCCGGCGAGGCUCUGCUCGGCGAGUGUGGCCGAGGUGAUGAAGUGUAUGAGUCUUUGUGUCCCCUCGUGUGCCAGCUGUACCGAGAAACCCCGGUGUGGCUCAGGGGUGCUUUGGGACCUUGCUUACAGCCAAAGUCUUCCAAAAAAACCAAA